Molecule: messenger RNA, 738 nt
Organism: Cottoperca gobio
Lineage: Eukaryota; Metazoa; Chordata; Actinopteri; Perciformes; Bovichtidae
Exons: 4
Coding region: 1-738 (245 amino acids)
Source: RefSeq, a predicted model, not a curated record
AUGACGGUUUCUAGCUUUUCCACUGCCUACUACCUGCAUAGACACAUAAGAAGAGUGGCACAGGGGACCAGCUACUUCGCCACUCCGAAGAUUCAAAGCCAGAUAAGAGUCACCAUCACUGGGAUCUUACAAGGAGUGCUCUACUUACUCUAUGCCACUUUCAGUUACUUUGAAACAUUCACCAACACCUUGUCCCUGCACUUUGUUAUUUGUUCUAGGAUCUCCUUCACAGUCUCCACACUGUACAUAGCAAGCACAACGGUCAACUUGGGCAUCGGUCAGACUUUAUUCAGGCAAAGGAUAGCCGAUGUUUGGAAAGCACUCAAAGCACUGUUGGCAUGUCUGUCAAAUAGUGUAACCUUCUCUUUUUGGCUGAACUUCUUCUACUACACCCAGAUUGUACCUGCGCAGAGAACUCUCUUCAUCUGUAUUAAGAAGAAUAUCAAAUCACUUAUCUACUGCUUUUGGCUUGCCUACUUGAUUGUCUGUCUGUGUGUUAUGGUGAUGACCAGUUAUUCUACUGUAGUCUACCUGUGUCGACACAUGCGUCGUAUGGUUACAAACGGACAGUCUCUGUCCUGUCCACAGUUCAGAAGUCAGGUGAGGGUCGCCGUCAUCAGCAUCCUACAGGGAGUCCUGUACUAUGUUGAACCUGGGAGCUGGUCAGGCUGUAUUCAGGCAGAGAGCAGCAGACAUCUGGCUCAGAGCAGCUCGGUGCUGCAAAGUACAGCCGUCUGA